Molecule: messenger RNA, 3173 nt
Organism: Papaver somniferum (opium poppy)
Lineage: Eukaryota; Viridiplantae; Streptophyta; Magnoliopsida; Ranunculales; Papaveraceae
Exons: 2
Coding region: 393-863 (156 amino acids)
Source: RefSeq, a predicted model, not a curated record
CUUUUGCAUGGUAUCUUUCCCUACUGCAUUUCAUUUUUCUUCUUUAACAAACGAAAGAGAAAUUCAUUUCUCUAAACAGGUUGUUCUCAUUUUUAAUCAAGAGAAGAGGAGAUAUGGAUUUGAAAUUUCUUCUUCUUCAAGCUGUUGGCGUCAAUAUGAGAUGGUGGUCUGUCUAAUUCGCUGCAACAACAGUGUCACAACAACCGAUUUGGGGGGUUUUGUAGUUCAAUAAAAUGGGAGUUGUUCUUGAGAUAGUAAGGAUUUAGUGGAUCUGUGCUGUGAUUAAAUGGUUGCUGGAAGAUUACCAGGUGGGGAAAAUCAAAUGGAAGGGUAUCUGUUCAUGGAGAUGAUGAUUAUGGUGCUGAUUGGUGACUUUCAAAUUGAUAAGGAAGAUGGAGAUUUUACAGAAGCAACUCUUGUCAAAGAAAGAUGUGAAACCUAGACUGAUUAGGUGGGUUCUUCUUUUGCAAGAGUUCAACCUAGAAAUCAGAGAUAAGAAAGGAUUUGAGAAUGUUGUGGCUGAUCAUCUAUUUAGGAUAGUACUUGAGUCGUCUUUUCAAAGUGAUGUGGUAGAAACUUUUUCUGAUGAACAGUUGUUUAGUGUAUCACUAACACCUUGGUAUGCAGACAUUGCAAACUAUCUUGUUGUAGGUCACAUUCCAGCUCAUUGGACUCAACAAGACCAGACAAAGUUCUUUGUUGAAGUGAAAUUUUUUAUGUGGGAUGAUCCGUUUCUGUUUAAAGUUUGCCCUGAUCAGCUGAUUCGAAGGUGUGUGCCAGAAUUUGAACACCACAAUAUCUUGAAUUUCAGUCACUCUAGUGCUUGUGGAGAACACCUUUCAGAUGUCUGGCUGGAGACAUAAAAUUCAGUGCUUUAGGGAGACAACCCUCUUCUGAUGUGUUUGUGGGUAUCUCAGCUGGAAGCCCUCACGAGACAGACUCGUCCUCUUGUGCGAGCUUGAGGUUUAAAGGUUUGUUGCAUGGGCUAAAUGCAACCGAACCGACCUGCGACAAUGGUAAAAUAAUGUAGUUUUAUUUUCUUUCUUUUCUUUAUCAUGAAUAGUCAUCCCCUUUUCACUUUUGAACUGUUUUUAACCACUGCCACAUUGGGGACAAUGGAGGAAUUAAGUGUGGGGGAGUUUUGGGGUAAAUUAAAUCCAUGCUUUUAUGAUUCUUUGUCUGCAUAUUCAGGUUCAUUGUUUCUUUGUUUGCUUGUACAUUUUAAUCCAAAAAAAAAAAUGAAGUGAAAAUUUUACACGAUAAAAUCAGUUGUUUAGCGGUCUUUCUACCACUGUUUAGUGGUUUCGUCCAGCUGUUUAGCGGACUCGCCUAGCUGUUUAGCAGACGUCUCUCAAUAUCCAGCUGUGUAGCGGAUAUAAUUUUUUCUCUUGUUUUGCUCGGGACUAGCAAAAUGUAAGUGUGGGGGAGUUUGAUAAGCACGGAAGUGCGACAUUUUUAUACCCAUAUUUACACUAGUUAGGUCUCGUUAGCUAGCCAAUAACAUUGUUUUAAGUCAUUUACAGGAAAUAAAAGUAUAAUCUGUUCACCCAGAGGAUAAAUGGCUUAGAAGCUAAAUUGUCCCUUGCAACUUACGGUGCCAAUGAGUCAGGAUAAUGAUUAGCGGGCUGCCUUGUUAUUUGCUUGAAGUUGGUCGCACCACCUGAGAUAACUAGGCCGCAGACAAGCAUUCAAGCACCUCGGUUCCACUAGGGGCUAAAGUUAGAUCUAAAACGUGGCUUGUUCCACCACCACAUCUUUUGUGUGGUAUCUUCCCCUUGCAUUUCAUUUUUCUUCUUUAACAAACGAACGAGAAAUUCAUUUCUCUAAACAGGCUGUUCUCAUUUUUAAUCAAGAGAAGAGGGGAUCUGGAUAUGAAAUUCCUUCUUCUUCAAGCUUUCGGCGUCAAUCUGAGAUGGUGGUCUGUCUAAUUCGCUACAACAACAGUGUCACAACAACCGAUUUAGGGGUUUUGUAGUUCAAUAAAAUGGGAGAUGUUCUUGAGAUAGUAAGGAUUUAGUGGAUCUGUGCUGUGAUUAAAUGGUUGCUGGAAGAUUACCUGGUGGGGAAAAUCAAAUGGAAGGGUAUCUGUUCAUGGAGAUGAUGAUUAUGGUGCUGAUUGGUGUCUUUCAAAUUGAUAAGGAAGAUGGAGAUUUUACAGAAGCAACUCGUUCACGACAGUAGCUCUCUGCUAGGUGAUGAUGUAUGUGGUCGAAUGGGUUCUCUGAUUUGCAGUUGGUGUUGAUAUGAGAUUGGCAGAAAAGUUGGGGCAUGAAUCUGGGGGUUCUCGUUUGAGUAUGCAACAGAGAUUGAAGUUACAACAUCAGCAACACCAAAGGAAACAUAAUUUAGGGGUUUUGAAAUUAAUUGGAAUGGGUAGAGUUCUUGAGAUGUGGGUGUUUGGUUCGAAUGAAGAAGUGUUGUUACUGCUAUGGUUAUUAUUGUUGAUUCAUGGGUCCGUUGCAGGCAGCAAAAAUGGGGACUUUGGUUGAUGUUUACAUUGACGGAAUUGUGAGACUAUAGAGUCAAAUAUAGGUAAUGAGCAACUAAUUUCAGCUGGUGUUAGCAGAGAUACGAGGAAGAGAUAAAACUAUGUGGAGUGAUUUUUCCCCCAAUCCAGGAAGGGUUUGAAUCAGUCAUUAGAGAUGGGUGUGAUGUGUACCCAACGGAGAGAUGAAUAAGGCAGGAAAACAGGGUUGAAUCCGGAAGUCAGAGAACAAGUCACAACAGUUGUGUAUAAAGGAGGACAAUAAUCAACAAAGGAGGGUACGACUGAAUACUGAAAUCUGAGUUCUCCUUUGCUUUCUAUUUUUAAUUCAGUUCUUUUUAGUUCUCUUGGGUGUUGGAGUUUUUGAUUCAAUACUUUUAAUGGCUAUCUACACAACAAUGAGAAGCUAAACCCCUCUCUGCCAAGACAAGAGGGGAAGCUUAAUGGGUUAAAUGUUCUUAAGUUAUCAACAAUAAAGCAUUUUAAUGCUUAAUCCAUUUCAUCUUUGUUUGAUUGUUGUUUUGUGUUGAGUGUGCUUAUAAACUUGUUUUAUGUUGAGUGUGUCCAUAAACUUCAUAGAUUUAGUGUGAUUUCUGGAUACAUUGAAUGCUAUGAAAUCCCUGUGACACUUUUCAAUUGGGCUUUGUAUUUAGAACAUAAUAUCAAUUUUAUGUAAUGGUAUUUUUAA